AUGGUCAACUCCACCCUCUGCCCGUCCGACAACCAGCAGGCCAUCGAUCAGUCUGACUUCUGGGACGAGAACGGCAUCCAUUGGGACGCCCACCGGAUAGGAUGGCUCAUCGCCGGCGUGUGCGCCGCAAUCACCGUCCUCCUCACCACCAUCAAUGUCGCCUUCCACUGCCGCAACUACACCAAUCGCGGGGAGCAGCGACAAAUCAUACGAAUAUUGUACAUGCCUGCCGUCUACGCCAUCAUCUCCUUCUUCUCCUACCGCUUCUUCCGGAGUUACACCUACUAUGAGCUCAUUGAAGUUGUCUAUGAGGCGAGCAUCAUUUCUUCCGUCACCCUCAGUGCCUUCCUCCUUCUCCUCAUUGAAUAUGUUGCCGCAACCGCCGCGGAACACGACGUUGACAAUGCGAUGACUCGCAAGGACAAGCACGCCCUCCCCAUUCCCUUCUGCUGCUGGCGGUACCGGCCCACAAAAGCGUACUUCAUGUAUACUGUCAAGUGGUCUGUAAUGCAGUACAUUAUCCUCCGCCCCAUUCUCUCCAUUGCCGGCAUCAUCUGCCAGCACUAUGGUGUGCUGUGCGAGUCCGGACCCUGGAGCCUCAAGACUGCGAACGCAUACAUCAGCGUCAUAGACUUCUUCACGAUAACCAUCGCGCUCUACGGUCUGCUCAUCUUCUACGGGCUUACGAAAGACGAGCUUGUCGGCCGCAAGCCGCUGUCCAAGUUCCUCGCCAUCAAGCUCAUCGUCAUGUUCACCUUCUACCAGUCCCUCGUCUUCUCCGCACUCGAGGGCCGGGUGAUCCACGGCACGCAGUACUGGACGGAGACGAACGUCGCCGACGGUCUUAAUGCCCUGGCGAUCUGUAUCGAGAUGGUGGUCUUCUCCGCGUUCAUGCUCUACGCAUACACCUGGAAGGAGUACGUCAUCCCUGGUCGACCCAAGACUGGCGUCUGGCGCCCGCUCUGGGACAGCAUCAACUACUCGGACUUCGCGAGAGAGAUCUGGGGCUCGAUCAAGUUCUUCGGCGACUACUGGCGCGGCAAGCCGGGCACGCACGGCCCCCGCGUCCAGCUCACGAACCCGGACGGGUCGACGUACGCGAAGAUGGACUUUGGCGAGGCCUUCGGCGUCUCUCCGCGCCCGUACGCGCGCUCGGUCACGAGCAUGUCCGCGCAGACGUCGCAGACGAACAUCCGCUCGUCGCCGCGGGCGCCUGGGCCGGCGAGAGCGCAGCACCAGGUGGGCCGCGCGCCGAUCCGCGAAACUGGGGAUGACUUAGACGAGGAACGUGUGAGGUUAGCGCCGUACGACUACCACGAGAUGGAGGACGUCUCGGGUGGGGCGAAGACGUACUAG
Molecule: messenger RNA, 1356 nt
Organism: Epithele typhae
Lineage: Eukaryota; Fungi; Basidiomycota; Agaricomycetes; Polyporales; Epitheliaceae
Product: organic solute transporter Ostalpha-domain-containing protein
Exons: 14
Coding region: 1-1356 (451 amino acids)
Biological process (GO): transport
Molecular function (GO): transporter activity
Source: RefSeq, a predicted model, not a curated record